Messenger RNA from Lipotes vexillifer (Yangtze River dolphin), 3343 nucleotides. It is a transcript of the gene TRAK2, whose product is annotated as trafficking kinesin protein 2. Lineage: Eukaryota; Metazoa; Chordata; Mammalia; Artiodactyla; Lipotidae. Gene Ontology annotation, biological process: vesicle transport along microtubule; anterograde axonal transport of mitochondrion; protein targeting. Gene Ontology annotation, molecular function: myosin binding; GABA receptor binding. Bases 397 to 3138 code for a protein of 913 amino acids. The record is from RefSeq and is a predicted model, not a curated record. The transcript is spliced from 16 exons. Gene Ontology annotation, cellular component: mitochondrion; cytoplasmic vesicle; dendrite.
UGUCAUUGACCUGGAGUAGCUGCAAAACCGAAGUCGCCGAAUGAUGAUGUUGUGAAAUCGCCAGUCCGUUCCUGCCACGCCCGGACGGUUACUGGCAGCGGCGGCCGCUUCUGCUGCUCCUCUCAGGCUGCUGCCGCUUUAGAGGCUUCUCCCUGAGCAAGCGGGUGCGAAGGACGGAGGACGCCGGACCAUUCCUGUCAUGACCAUCCAAAGAGUGAUAAUCACAUGAGAGCACUCAUUGCUCCAGAUGUCAUUUGACCAUCAAAAAAAAAAAUCUGUUUAAAAGAAAAUAUCCAUUUGACCAGAACCUUUCUUUAUUGAAUGGCUUGAUGGAUUUCCUUUACUCUGAUUCAAACCAAAGCUGUCCUGCUCAACCAAAACAAGAAAGGAUCUUGCAUGAGUCAAUCCCAGAAUGCCACUUCUACAUCACCGAUGGGUGAAGAAAACCUCAUGAAUAUCAAUCACAGAGACUCAGAGAGCAUCACUGAUGUGUGCUCCAAUGAAGAUCUCCCUGAAGUCGAGCUGGUGAGCCUGCUAGAAGAACAGCUACCCCAGUAUAAGCUAAGAGUGGACUCUCUCUUUCUAUAUGAAAAUCAAGACUGGACUCAGUCCCCACGCCAGCAGCGACAUGGAUCUGAUGCCCUCUCUCCAGUCCUUGCUGAAGAGACUUUCCGUUAUAUGAUUCUAGGCACAGACAGGGUGGAGCAGAUGACCAAAACUUACAAUGACAUCGACAUGGUUACACAUCUCCUGGCAGAGAGGGAUCGUGAUCUGGAGCUAGCUGCUCGAAUUGGACAAGCUCUCUUAAAGCGGAACCAUGCCUUGUCUGAGCACAAUGAAGCCCUCGAGGAGCAAUUGGGACAAGCCUUUGAUCAAGUUAAUCAACUGCAGCAUGAGCUGUCCAAGAAAGAUGAGUUACUUCGAGUUGUCUCCAUUGCUUCUGAAGAGAGUGAAACUGAUUCCAGCUGCUCUACACCUCUUCGUUUCAAUGAGUCCUUUAGCUUAUCUCAAGGUUUGCUGCAGUUGGACAUGCUGCAAGAAAAGCUCAAGGAACUGGAAGAAGAGAAUAUGGUUCUUCGAUCCAAGGCUUGUCACAUAAAGACAGAAACGAUUACCUAUGAAGAGAAGGAACAACAGCUUGUCAGUGAUUGUGUUAAAGAACUUCGUGAAACAAAUGCUCAGAUGUCCAGAAUGACUGAAGAAUUGUCUGGGAAGAGUGAUGAACUGAUUCGUUACCAAGAAGAGAUUUCCUCUCUCUUGUCUCAGAUUGUAGAUCUUCAGCACAAACUUAAAGAACAUGUGAUUGAGAAGGAAGAGCUGAGACUUCACCUCCAAGCUUCCAAAGAUGCCCAAAGACAACUGACGAUGGAGCUGCAUGAGUUACAAGACAGGAAUAUGGAGUGUCUGGGAAUGUUACAUGAAUCCCAAGAAGAAAUAAAGGAACUUCGGAAUAGAUCUGGCCCUGCUGCUCAUCUCUACUUCUCCCAGCCAUACGGGGUUUUUUCUGGGGAAUCUCUGGCGGCUGAGAUUGAGGGGACCAUGCGUAAGAAGUUGAGUUUGGAUGAGGAAUCUUCUCUCUUUAAACAAAAAGCCCAACAAAAACGGGUAUUUGAUACUGUCAGGGUUGCCAAUGACACACGGGGCUGCUCUGUCCCAUUCCCAGCUCUGCUACCCAUUCCAGGCUCCAACCGUUCAAGUGUCAUCAUGACAGCAAAACCUUUCGAAUCUGGUUUACAACAAACAGAGGACAAAACAAUCCAGAAGAGUAACUUGGAGGAAGAUCCAGGGAACGUCCAGAAGGUCUGUCAACCAGGACGCUCUGCAGAGAGCGAUUUGGCUACAGCCCUGCAUCGCCUGAGUCUGCGGCGACAGAACUACUUAAGUGAGAAGCAGUUCUUUGCUGAAGAAUGGCAACGGAAGAUCCAGGUUCUGGCUGACCAGAAAGAAGGGGGAAGUGACUGUGGCAUCCCCACAGAGAGCCUUGCCUCCCUCUGCACUGACCAGUCAGAGAUCACAGACCUGAGCAGUGCCAGUUGCCUUCGAGGUUUUAUGCCUGAAAAAUUGCAAAUUGUCAAGCCCCUUGAAGGAUCACAAACUCUGCACCAGUGGCAGCAGCUUGCUCAACCAAAUUUAGGAACCAUUCUUGACCCACGACCAGGUGUCAUCACUAAAGGCUUUACCCAGUUGCCCAAGGAUGCCAUCUAUCACCUCUCAGAUUUAGAAGAAGAUGAAGAGGAAGGUAUCACUUUUCAGGUUCAGCAACCUCUUCAAGUGGAACAGAAACCUUCAAUAUCCCAGCCAGUAACAGGAAUCUUCUUGCCUCCCAUGACUUCAGCUGGUGGUCCAGUUACAGUUGCAACCUCAAACCCAGGAAAGUGUCUGUCCUGCACAAACUCAACAUUCACCUUCACCACCUGUAGGAUAUUACAUCCUUCUGAUAUUACUCAGGUUACCCCCAGCUCUGACUUCACUUCAUUAUCCUGUGGAAGUAGUGGUAGCAGUUCAUCAAACACAGCAGUGAAUUCUCCUGCUAUGUCCUAUAGGCUCAGCAUUGGUGAAUCCAUCACCAACCGACGAGAUUCCACCAUAACCUUCAGCGGCACCAUGAGCUUGGCCAAACUUCUACAAAAGCGAGGUAUCUCUGCUAAAGCAUACCACAGCCCAGUUUCAGAGGACCCCCUCCUCCAGCCUCUCCCUAGAGGCCUGGCUAUCCCUUCCACGCCACCAAAUUCACUGUCUCACUCACCUUACCCUUCUCCUUUGCCCGUUGAGCCUCGAGUGCAUGUCUCUGAAAAUUUUUUAGCCUCCCGACCAGCUGAAACAUUCCUCCAGGAGAUGUAUGGCUUGAGACCAUCCCGAAACCCUCCUGAUGUUGGCCAGUUGAAGAUGAACUUAGUGGACAGGCUGAAAAGACUGGGGAUAGCCAGAGUGAUCAAGACCCCUGCAGCCCAGGAAAAUGGAAGAAGCCAAGAGGCAGAAAAUGGUCUUGAAAGACCAAACUCUGCUGUCUAUUUAAAUUCAGGUAGCAAUUUAUUGAGUGGACUGAGGAGGAAUCAGAGUCUUCCAGUCAUUUUGGGUAGCUUUGGCACCCCAGUUUGCACAUCAUCACCCAAAAUGGAUAUCCUGAAGGAAGACUGAGGUUCAGCAGUUGACUGACCUCUUACACAAGUUAGCACAUGAAGGAAAGAUUUGCACUGAUACAUGUAGUCUUGUCUGAGAGAAAAGGAAUGUUGCAGAAGGGUUGUGAAUGUGGGAAGGGGAAAGUGGAAGAAUGGAAACAGUAUUGGCAUGAGGUCUGUCUGAUAAAUUGAAAGUAUAAAUGAAUAGGUCGUGAGUGUUUGGA